AUGAAGCAAUCACUAUUAGCAUUACUAUGGUUUUUCUCAAGUCCCAUUACCGGGUUCAUAUAUCAGGCUUUGGACAAAUAUAUGACCCUAGGCUGGGAAAUAAGUGGGGAGUACAUAACAUUCCAGUUCCUCGUAAGCAUUAUUUAGUGUGAAGCAAGUUGGUGUGGCAUUGGCUUAUCAAACACAAUGUAUCUGAGCGAUAUGUAUGUAGCUGUUGGAGGCGGCUCAUCUACUAUUAAAGCCUCAAUGCUAGACUUAUGGUCUGAAAACCAUGACACCCCAAAGGCAGAUUCUGAGUAUUGGAAUGGCGAGUAUAGUAUUAUCGAACAAUACGGAUACUAUUAUCCUAGCAAUACAACAGGAAGCUCAGGAUUUAUCAACGUCAUUUUCAAAAGACUUUUAGAUACAGGAGAUAUCUGGGAUACAGUUAUCAUACCAGGAAGAAAAAUGAAGAUUAACUGGGCUUACCUCAGAGAUUCUAAUAAUGCAAAUGCAGGGUUUAAAGAACAUAGCGACUAUUCUCAGGGAACAAUUAAAUUUACUACAAGAAAAGAAGAUGCAAGUUUUUCUACAGAGGACAGUGACCAUGAAGGAUUUGGCAUGCAUGGUCUUGUUAUGACAGUUUGCUGGCUGAUUCUAGCACCUAUUGGCAUUGCUAUUGCUAGAUACUGCAAACACUGGAGGUGUUGGUAUUUCUGUCACCUAAUUUUACUGGGAGUCGCAGUUGCAGCUACAAUUAUAAGUGUUUCACUGACUUAUCAUGCACAUGAGACACCAUAUAUCCAAGGAACUAGCAAACCAAGGCAUCACUCAAGACUAGGGCUUUGCUUAACCUUCCUAGUUGUUGGGCAAGGAGUUAUGGGCUUGAUUUGUGGAUUUCUUCAAUCUAAGUCUUCUCACUUUGGAUUGAUUUCUCAAAUCCGAAGAAUCCAUAAAGUUACUGGAUAUAGCAUGGUAAUUGGAGGACUUUUGAAUAAUUCAUAUGGUUGGGAUAUCUUUUCAAGCGCCUCUCUUUACCAUGCUGGAUUAGGGAUUGUAUUAGGGAUAUGGGCUCUUUUCGAAGUUAGGCACCAAAUUUCUUAUUGGUGGGCUGGCUUGUUAUGCAGAAGAACACUUCCUGCUAUGACCCAUAAAGAAGCUAUGGAUAUGAUCGUCGAAAAAAAUGCCAAAAUUAUGUUUUACGAUGAGUUGGUGAUGAAUGUGAAGCAUUUUAUUACUUCACAUCCAGGAGGUGGCUUUAUGCUUGAAGAUGCAAUUGGAGAAGAUGCAGGAAAGUACUUAUUCUCCCUCAUAAGCUAGCAAAACAUUGGAAAAAUCCUCCUCUGUGAAUGAUUAAAAAAUUUUUUAAGAUAUAAGUGAUAAUAAUUAUAAUAAAAUAAAUCUCGAUUAAUUAUCAGCUUGGAUCUAAAUAUAUAAAAUUUAAUUUCAAAUAUUUGCCAUAUGGGAUUAUUUUAAACUUCAAACAAUUAAUAUAAAUUCUGUAAACAAAUAAUUUUGCUUACUGACAGUUGGGAGAGCUAGUCGGAUGCUCAAGCACAAACGGAGACCUACUCCCAUACGCUCAUUCAAGACCUGCACUUGACUAUACCAAAAAGUUAGCAAUAGCAAGAGUUCCAUAUCCUGAGGGAUAUUUAGAUGCAACAGAUUCUUCUGGAGACAAUAACCACAUGAACUGGAAAAUCAAUUUCCAGCAAGAGCUAAAUCCUAGCACAAAGAUAAUUUCUCUUUCCUCACCUCAUUUUCAAAUGAGCCAGAACAUUAAGGAGCCGUUUUGGAUUGGAAAGCAUUUUAAAGUAACCGCAAAAAUUGGUGGGACCUUAACUUCAAGGUAUUAUAGUGCAUUUUUUGCAGACCUACACAGUUGGGCAUCUGAGCUAAACCUUUCUUCUAAAUUCCCAGAAUGCAAAAAAGGAAGCAUUCAACUUAUAUAUAGAGUUUACGCAAAAGGGAAAAUGACUCAGCAUAUGCAUAAUCAAGGAGAUAGUGGCGAGCUUCAAUUAAAAGGACCUUUGGGCCCUGGCCUAAUGCUUAAUGCUUAUUCUGGAAAUUAUUUAGGCUUCGCAGGUGGCACUGGAUUAAUUCCAUUUUUGGAUGUUGCUUAUCUUUUGUGGUCCACAAAAGACCAGCCUCUGCCUAUGAGCUUUACAUUAUUUGCGUCAUUCAGAACAAAGGAAGACUCCUUCUGCUUUGAUAUACUGGAGGCUACCUCAAGAGCUUUGGGAGAAGACAAGUUCAAGUUCAUCCCUGUGAUUGAUAAGCAAGCAAAAGAAAUGAGUUUCCCUGAUUUGGUUAAGAAAUAUGCAGGAAUGAAAGCAAGUAACGCCUGGAUCUGUGGACCUUCAGGAUAUAAUGAUUUCAUUAAGGGGCUUUUGAUCGAAGGAGGUCUUGAAAGGAACAAAAUAAUCGUAAUGUAA
This is a messenger RNA of Blepharisma stoltei, 2414 nucleotides long. The record is from the annotation of a GenBank genome assembly. NCBI's taxonomy places the organism in Eukaryota, Ciliophora, Heterotrichea, Heterotrichida, Blepharismidae.